Molecule: messenger RNA, 1446 nt
Organism: Trichoplusia ni (cabbage looper)
Lineage: Eukaryota; Metazoa; Arthropoda; Insecta; Lepidoptera; Noctuidae
Gene: Fer1HCH
Product: ferritin subunit
Exons: 5
Coding region: 253-888 (211 amino acids)
Biological process (GO): intracellular iron ion homeostasis; iron ion transport
Cellular component (GO): cytoplasm
Molecular function (GO): ferric iron binding; ferrous iron binding
Source: RefSeq, a predicted model, not a curated record
UGUCAUUCCCCGAGUACUUGUCAACACGAGAUGGUACUGUUAUCGCUGCGUAGUUCAUUAUUUUUCAUAAAAUCAGAGGCAUCAACGUGAAUAGUUCUUGUUUUCCAAUUUUGUUGCGUUUUGAUAAGUCGCCUUCUGCGCCAGUGUGUGUAAAGGCUAGACUUUCGCGAGUAGUCGUACGUUACGGAACUGUUUGUCAUAACAUAAUUUGUCAAAGUAUCUGUGAUUUUAAUUGUAAAGAAAAAUAAUAAAAUGAAUUCGAUUCUCCUUGUUUUCGCCGGAAUCCUGGCUGUAUGCCUACCUGCUUCUGCUACACAAUGCAAUGUCAACCCGGUCCAGAUUCCCAAGGACUGGAUCACGAUGCACCGCUCCUGCCGCAACUCGAUGCGUCAGCAGAUACAGAUGGAGGUCGGCGCCUCGCUGCAGUACCUGGCCAUGGGCGCUCACUUCUCUAAAGAUGUGGUAAACCGACCUGGCUUCGCUCAGCUGUUCUUCGACGCCGCUUCGGAGGAACGUGAACACGCGAUGAAGCUUAUUGAAUACCUCCUCAUGAGAGGAGAACUCACCAACGAUGUCAGCUCACUGCUUCAAGUCAGGCCCCCAACUCGUUCUUCCUGGAAGGGUGGUGUAGAGGCCCUGGAACACGCGCUGAGCAUGGAGAGUGACGUCACCAAGAGCAUCAGGAACGUCAUCAAGGCUUGCGAGGAUGACAGCGAAUUCAAUGACUACCAUCUUGUCGACUACCUUACCGGCGAUUUCUUGGAAGAGCAAUACAAGGGACAACGCGACCUCGCCGGCAAGGCCUCCACCCUCAAGAAACUCAUGGACCGCCAUGAGGCCCUCGGAGAAUUCAUCUUCGACAAGAAACUCCUUGGCAUCGAUGUCUAAAACCAUCGCCAUAAUUAUGUAACAUUAAAAAAUAAACUUUAAAAAAUAUCCAGAAUUCCUAUGUUACCGCGUGAUUUGAAGCCUGUCACUUUGACAGCUCUGACAUUUGAAACAUCUUAGAAUGUCAGUUGAUAUUCUUGUAAAGUUAAUUUGUAAUUCGGCGAAUACCUUUAGAACGUAUCUUUUUAAUUGAUUUUCUUACGUAAACAAUUUACCUAUUAAACAUAGAGAUAUAGCACAUGACCAUCGCUAUAGUAUUCAGGUAAUCUGUAAAGUUCACAAAAUUCAUUUUAGCUGCUAUACGCUAGGUAUUGUACAAAAAUAUUAAUCUUAAGAAAUAUUCUAUGUUAAAAUCAUAUACUCCACUGUAGAUUAUAUUCAGUCAAUUAUGAACGCGACAUUAUUUUCUUACGUGUGGCACUCCUGCACUAAAAUGGCGCGUUUUAUUUUAGUAGUUGAUUCCGCAACUUUUUGGCAACAAAGAGUGCACUUUACAAAAACAUGGCUGUUUAUUAUUUUGUUUAAUUAUUUCGUAAAAUAAAGUUGAUUCAUACAUUA